This is a messenger RNA of Rhodamnia argentea, 1821 nucleotides long. Its product is annotated as vicilin Cor a 11.0101-like. Bases 44 to 1792 code for a protein of 582 amino acids. The transcript is spliced from 7 exons. The record is from RefSeq and is a predicted model, not a curated record. NCBI's taxonomy places the organism in Eukaryota, Viridiplantae, Streptophyta, Magnoliopsida, Myrtales, Myrtaceae.
CUCGAUUUGUGUCCAAGAUUAUCGACAGCACAAUCUUAGCUAGAUGGCGCUCAAAGCGAGCCUCGCGGCACUCUCUCUCCUCUCGCUCUCUCUCGUCCUGGCUGUGGCCUCGGCCAAGCAGGACCCGGAGCUGAAGCAGUGCCGGCACCAGUGCAAGGUCCAGCAGCAGUUCACCGAGGAGCAGAAGCGGCAGUGCGAGCAGCGGUGCGACGACUACUACCGCCAGAAGCAAGAGCGCGAGCGGGAAGAAGGCCGAGAGGGAGGUGGCCAGCGGUCUGUCGAGGAUGACCGGAAGAAGCUGAAGGAGUGCCAGCAGCAGUGUGAGAGGCGAGAGCAGAAGGGACGGAGCAGGGAGCAGUGCCAGCAGCGCUGCGUCGAGGCGUACGGACGGAAGGAAGAGGACCAGCCGGGGAAGAGGAGAGGAAAGGAGGAGGAGGAGGAGAAGGAGAAGAGAGGGAGGAAGUGGGUUAGCGAGAGGUACGAGGAGGAGGAGGAGGAAGAGGAAGAAGAACAAGAGAGAGAAGGACGAGAAGAGAGCGAUAAUCCUUACGUCUUCGAGACAGAGCACUUCAAAACCCAAUUUGAGACCGAGCACGGAAGGGACCUCGUGCUCCCCGAGUUCGGCAAGAGGUCGAAGUUCCUCCGCGGGGUCGAGAACUUCCGGCUCGGGCUGCUCGAGACCGACCCCCAGACCUUCGUCGUCCCGAGCCAUCGCGAUGCGGACGCCCUUCUCUUCAUCGUCAAGGGAAGAGGCACGAUCACGCUGGUGCGAGAGAACAAGAGGCACAGCAUCAACGUAGAGGAAGGCGACAUAGUUAAGGUCGAGGCCGGGACUCCGGUCUACAUGAUCAACAGGGACCGAAAUCAGAAGCUCGUCGUCGCCAAGCUCAUCAAGCCAGUGAACCUCCCCGGCCAUUUCGAGAAGUUUUAUGGCGCUGGUGGUCAGAACCCUGAAUCAUUCUACACAGCCUUCAGCUGGGAGGUUCUUGAAGCUGCCUUGAAGACGGAUCGGAACAAGUUGGAGAGGCUGUUCGGGCAACAGCAGCAAGGAGCCAUAGUGAAAGCCUCGAGGGAGCAGAUCGAGGCAUUGAGCGGCCGCGAGGAAGGCGGCCGGUGGCCCUUUGGCAGCGAGGAAGGGGGCCGAUGGCCAUUUGGCGGCGGGGGAGGCUCGCGCUCCUUCAACCUCUUCGACAAGCGCCCUUUCCAAGCGAACCGGCACGGCCAGUUGUACAUCGCGGAUAGAGAGGAUCUGAGAGAGCUGGAAGACAUGGACGUGAUGAUCUCCUUCGCCAACAUCACCAAGGGGUCCAUGAUCGGUCCAUACUACAACUCGAGGGCCACCAAGAUAUCCUUCGUGACCGAAGGCGAGGGCUACCUAGAAAUGGCAUGCCCUCACCUCUCUCCAUCCCAAAGGCGCGGCGGACGAAGCUCCGGCCGCCAGCACCAUCGGGGUGGCGGAGGAGGCCAGACUCAGGGCUUCCAGAAGGUGCGGGCCAGGCUGAGGCGCGGGAGCGCGUUCAUCGCCCCGGUGGGUCAUCCGGUGGCGGCGAUCGCGUCCAGGAACAGCAACCUCCAGAUCGUGUGCUUCGAGGUGAACGCGGAGAACAACGUCAAGUACCCGCUCGCGGGGAGGAGGAACAUAAUAAACCUGAUGGAGAGGGAGGCGAAGGAGCUGGCGUUCAACUUCCCGUCGAGGGACGUGGAGAGGAUCUUCAGGAGCCAGGAGGAGGACUUCUUCUUCGCCGGGCCGGAGGAGUGGCGAGAGGGGGAGAGGGGCUACGCCGACGAGUGAAGAGAGAGAGAGAGAGAGAGAGAGAUUUG